AGCACAAAGAAAGAGAAGCCCAAGGGAAAGCAAAGCUCUAGUUGGAGGAAGAGGGAAGCUAGGAAAAUCCACAAGAAAUAGCUUGAGUUUAAGCAAAAACAGGUAAAUAUUCCCGAAUGAGCGGAAACAUGCAAUGCACCUUGGAACAGCAAAAAUAGGGUCAAAAGCAAAAAGGGGUCGAAAACCGGCAUUUCUGGAUAAAUUUCGGGCAUCAAAAGAGAAAAAAGAAGCUAAGUAUACAUUUGGGCGCAGGAACCGGCGCCGGUCAUCCUACAUCCGGCGCCGGUCGUUUGAAUUUUUUCCCAAAAAUCGCCUGUUUCCAACCGGCGCGGAGCGACCGGUGCAUUUUUGCACACGACCGGCGCCGGACAUCUUACAACCGGCGCCGGAUGGGGCGAUUUCAGCACAAAACAGGCCAACGUGCAAGAGGAUUUUUGAUGGGAAAAGGUCAUCUUCCUCAUUUCUUGAUCAAAUAUUGCUCCACACCUGCUUGUUGGGUUUGAAUAGGCUAAAAGAUGCCAUUCUUUAGCCUAUAUAAAGCCCUCAAUUCAUCAUACAAACACAUUCCAUUCCAUAGAUUAAUUCUUAGCUUUUAUAUUUUUGUUCUUGGUGUUUUCUUCAAGUUCUUGAGGAGGGAAGUUCAUCCUCCGAAAUCAUUGGUGUUUAGGUAUUAUUUCCUUUGUAAUUUCAUGUUCCAUUAC
Messenger RNA from Cuscuta europaea, 701 nucleotides. Lineage: Eukaryota; Viridiplantae; Streptophyta; Magnoliopsida; Solanales; Convolvulaceae. The record is from the annotation of a GenBank genome assembly.